Ruditapes philippinarum (Manila clam) is the source of this 1497-nucleotide messenger RNA. Its product is annotated as melanocortin receptor 4-like. The transcript has 3 exons. Lineage: Eukaryota; Metazoa; Mollusca; Bivalvia; Venerida; Veneridae. The coding region runs from base 269 to 1333 and encodes 354 amino acids. Gene Ontology annotation, cellular component: membrane. The record is from RefSeq and is a predicted model, not a curated record. Gene Ontology annotation, biological process: G protein-coupled receptor signaling pathway. Gene Ontology annotation, molecular function: G protein-coupled receptor activity.
AGGAGUUGUGGACAACAGGAGCAUUUCUUGAACAACUUUAAGGUUAGGGUCACUGGGGCCUGUAAGGACAAAACAUCAAUCUUGCUAUCAAAAUGCGGACAGCAUUUUUUCUAAAUGCUAUGAAUGUUUUUUUUCCAGAAUGAAAGAUGAAAAAUCCAUAUGAGAUAUUAAGCGUGGUAUGUGUUAAAUAAGUGGUACCAUUCAUUCUGGUAAUAUAGCAAACUGGAUAACAUAAAAUAAUAUUUACAAGGAUUUGAGCAAAGUGAAAAUGGAUGCCAUUACACCUAACCAGGCAAGUCUUCCAGACAAUUACACUGUACUUGCUAACAAUACAGACUAUACAACUGACAUAUAUGACUGGUACGACUACAACGGGUCUUACUAUUACGACUACCAAGAGGGUGACGGUCAUACCAGCCCUACAGAUAUGAUUUCUGUCAUUUUAUGUGUACUUGGUAUACUUGCAAACAGCUUCGCUAUUAUUGCUAUAAUAAAGGCGUGUAGAAGACUAACAACACAUCUAAAACUAGUAAUAAGUUUAUGCUGUUCAGAUGCACUCAUUCUUGUUUCAAAUUUUACCAAAAUAACAGUCAACCUCACAAAACAUGGUACCGAAUACGACGACAAACAAAUUUGUUUCAAUUUAGCAAUGAGAUUAACAAUCGAUCUAGCACUUCUUGCGACACUUUUCAAUUUACUUGGAAUUGCAAUAGACCAAUACCUAGCGAUUUUAAAACCACUGUUUUACAAGAAAGAGAUGACAAGGGUGAGAGGAUUGAUUGGCAUUGCUGCCAUCUGGGUUAUAAGUGUAUUAGCAAUUGUUCUGGAAAUAGUAUCUGGCCUUGAAGAUAAGAAGGAAACGGAAUCGCUUUGCUCUGCAAUUGCAUUCGAUGAUAUGAAUGCAGAAUUUGCUAUUUAUGUUUUUAUUUUUGUUUGUCUCCUUGUCAUUAUCUUGAUAUACGCCAGAGUAUACAUUUGCGUCAUCAGGCGUCGAUUACCUCAUAGGGGACGUCAUCAACAAACCGGAUCCAGAAGUGUUAAAACUCUCGUCACAACAUCACUAUUUGUGUUAACAUUCGUGCUAUUCUGGACUCCAAUCGGCAUAUUUAACGUUUAUACGUAUUUUCAAAGUCAGACCGAUAUCAUGAACAAUUUUGGUAGUUAUGCACAAACUGGAGAAAUUUUAUAUGUUAUUCUAUUACUCAACACUAUUUCAGAUCCAAUUAUCUAUGCUCUUCGUCUGCAAAAAGUAAGCAGACAAUGUUUCUUGAUUUCUGCUGAAGUGCGUCGUCUAUCAACUAUAACGGACCGAUCAUCUGUUAACCCAUUUUGAACGCAUACAACUAUCCGUUAUAUUUUAUUUCAUAAUGGAAAGAACUAUCCUGUACGUUUAAGUUACCUUAAAAUGACAAGAACUAUCCUUUACAUUUUAUUUUAGAAUGGCCAAUGAGUUUCCCAGAUUUCAUUUUGUAAUAUUAAAUAACCAAUGAAAACUUU